AGUCCAGUACCUGCUGGCCGAGGAAAGAGUUCCCAAUGCCUAUCUGUACCUACUAGAACAGAAAGAAGCCUGUGCCGUCUAUGACAUAUUCGAUGCCAUGUUCCCUGUCACACACAUAGCAGGAGAAACAGUCAUACAACAGGGUGAUGAAGGAGACAACUUCUACGUGAUUGACCAAGGCGAGGUGGACGUUUAUGUCAACGGGGAGUGGGUCACCAGCAUCGGAGAAGGAGGCAGCUUCGGGGAACUGGCGUUGAUCUAUGGAACACCCCGGGCUGCCACCGUCAAGGCCAAGACAGAUCUCAAGCUCUGGGGCAUCGACAGAGACAGUUACAGACGCAUUUUAAUGGGCAGCACGCUGAGGAAGCGGAAGAUGUAUGAAGAAUUCCUGAGCAAGGUCUCCAUUUUGGAGUCCCUGGACAAAUGGGAGCGGCUGACAGUGGCUGAUGCACUGGAACCUGUCCAGUUUGAAGACGGAGAAAAAAUUGUUGUGCAGGGAGAGCCCGGUGAUGACUUCUUCAUUAUUACGGAG
Messenger RNA from Eurypyga helias (sunbittern), 532 nucleotides. Its product is annotated as cAMP-dependent protein kinase type I-beta regulatory subunit-like. Lineage: Eukaryota; Metazoa; Chordata; Aves; Eurypygiformes; Eurypygidae. The annotation marks the transcript as partial. The transcript has 6 exons. The record is from RefSeq and is a predicted model, not a curated record.